AUGGCUACUGUUGCGACUCAUUGUUCUACAGCAACAGCAUCGAAGCUGUCAACUGAUGAGGCUAGUUCCGAUCCUUUACAAGCUCCUAUAAGUUAUGUGUUAUUGGAGCUUACAUCAUUGGAAGAAGCCAGUUCAACAAUCGGUUGCAGUAAAAAUAGGUUAACUAGCUUGGAUGUUUCGGAGCGAUAUGUUGCUAUAGGAUCAGUAGACGGUAAUGUACACAUUUUUUCACGAUUCACAUCAUGCAAUGCUCAACGUGUUAGCCCAGUUCCGGUGCAAGUUUUGUAUGCAAAUUUUGGUCCGAUUUUUAAGCUUGCUAUAUCAGCAGAUGAGAAAUAUUUAGCUAUCGCCAGCCGGAAAGGGUCUCUGGCAAUAUUUCCUUUGUCUCCUCUUGGCUUACCAAGUCCUGCUUUAGUCACCUCUUACUGCCACUGUUCACCUGAACAACUUAAUUUUGUAACCGCUUUAUGUUGGAGUUCUGACAACCGUAGGAUUUACGCCGGUGAUCUAAAAGGCUAUAUUAGUUGUACUUUUGUAGAGGGUAGGAAGUGUAACCGUUCUGCUAGUGAAGUUAUACUGGAAACUGACAGCGAAGUGGUGCAGAUCGAUACUGCAAGGAACCUUUUACUAGUUUCAACACUAACACGAUCUUGCCUUUACAACUUGGAAACUUUAAGCUGUAUCCAGAUUGGCAAAAAACUUCGAUUUGGUCAUUAUGGCUCUGUGUUUUGUUAUGGUUCUGCUGACAGUUGUCACUGUGAUGAUUCUUCGAUUAAGCCAGGGACUGAUGAUGAAGAUGAUUUAUUUCGGAUUUUCAGCUCUCGGCCGAAUGGAAGACUUUGGGAGGCAAAUAGACAGGGAGUGGUGCACAGGACUCAUCAGUAUCGCACUCUGCUUCACUCAACUGAAUUCCCUUUGGUUUCUUAUCGAGAAGAGUUUUUAUCUGACGGUAUCAAGAAUGAUAGUACUUUGUCGUUUGGGCUUGUUCAUCGGCUGGACUGUGAACUGAAGUCGUUUAUUUUACUAAGAAGUACUUCAAAGUUCUGUGUGAUUGACCCGUCAGAUGGUAAAUUAAUUCUGAGUUGUGACGUUGGAGUUAAUUUUGAUGAAUAUGCUGUCAGUGGUUCUCACAUUAUUGUCUUAUCUACGAAGACGGGUAUUAUGCGUGAAUUUAUCAUUUCGGGUAUAGGAAGGGCUGUCGAAAGGCUGUGCUCUCAAAAUUUAUACACUCAGGCAGCCAACGUCAUAAUUUUGCUCGAAUCUCGCAUUUAUCACACGGCGCAUUUCCUUUGGAGUCAUGCUUUACUGAUUUCGAUUAUUGAGGCUGUGAAAAAAUCCUCAGCAUUUCGACAGAAAGAAGUUUUGCGUUGUAACUAUAUUGAAACCUUGGAACAACUUCUUACUUACGAAGAGAAAUCGACAUCUCCUGUAGUUUCACCUUUUCCGAACAAUUAUCAUCCUUUGCUUUUGGAAAAUAAAAUAUAUGAAACUGUUCAGCGACCUGAGGCAAGAAGUUGUCAAAACAGAUUUGCAAAGGGGAAGUCGUUAUUGCGAGUCAGGAGAAGCAGAAGUGUUCCAGGAAAUUGUCGGGUACAAUUGGUUCAAAAAGUAUCGUUAUGUAGGAGAAGAAGUUUUCCAGCAGGCCACUGUAGUUGGGAGUCUAUCCCUCUUCAGUACUGUCAAAAUUUCACCGGUUGCUGUAAGAACCGAAAAAAGUUGGUAGAGGAAGCCUUAGAUGUGUUGAAUAAUGCAAAUGUUCGGCAAUAUCGAAAGAUUUUGGGAAGUACGGAGUCGCUGAAAACUAUUUUAAGCAUUGAAGCACCAACUGUGACAUUCAAUUCUCCGAUGACUCUAGCUGAUGUUCCUCGAGAAUUGUCGGUAGCAAAAAAUUUUUUGAUAAUCAAUGCAGGAGGGAUUCAAGAAAAAGAAGGACCAGCCUUAAAGGAACCUAUGGAAGCUAAAAAUGAAGUAGUAAUUAAAGAAGAGUCUUCAAAUCCAGAAGCAGAAGUGACUGUUGAAAGAUUGCGGACAGUAAAAAGAAGUACUAGCGGGGCAAGAAUAGCGAAAGUGGUUAGGCCUUAUGGGCGACGGCCUACCUGUAAGCUGGAAGAAGAAAACGAGAAUUUUACUGCAGUUGGUCGCACUGGCGACUCUCCUGCAAAUGGUGCUUUAGAUGAAGUAGGAUGUGUUGAUUCGAAAGGGGACAUGGAUAAUGCGAAAGAGAUUAUUCCUCGUUUAAAACAGCAGGUGUUACAGAUGCUUGAUAACGCCGAACUUCCCGAGGAAUCGUCGGAAAACGGUUCAAAGGCUUCAAAGUUGCCGUACGGCGUGAAUCGUAGCGUUAUUCCUGACUCUUCUAGAACUUGUUUAAUAGAGAAAUUUGUUGUUGACCAGGAACUGAAAAUCGAUUGCGUCGCUGUCAGUUCUAACGGAACUUCGAACGAGCCAGUGUCGGGCUGUAGCGGUUUAAUUGGGUCAAACUUUGCACCUCGUCUCAGUAACCAAGUGAAGUCUGAGCUUGUAUUGGGUGCUGUACCGUCUUGUCCUAAAAAUGAUACGCGGGUUUCUUGGUCUGAUAACUCAGUUAUUGAUGAUCGUUGCCUCAACUGCGGUCUUCAUGAUUCUUGGCAUAUUGUUAUGACAUUUGGACCUGUUAUGGAGCAGUUAAAAAUAACCAAAGACCAGUUCCAAUUCGGUGGCGUUCCUUCCAACUUCCGGCAUUGGAGUGAGUUCUUUGAUGGUUAUCUGUCUACUAAGUCAAGCUUUGCCUUAGACAGCAAGAAGUUGUGCUCUGAGUGCGCGAAGUAUUUCGAGUUUGGGAAACACUUAAGGAGCAAAAAACAGUCGAUGUACGAGUCUUAUAUCAGAAAGCAAAAAUUAAGCCAAGAAUCUUCUCGAAACAGGCAGUAUGUCAGAGAAUAUGUUCUUUCACUUAGUAAUGAUUCUAUUUACGAACUGUUCUUUAAAGAUGUGAAGGAAAGAGCAGAAGAUUUGGAAGAAGUGACUAGUGAGACUGAGACCACCACAGAAGUAAGGGAGAAAGAUGAAAGGAAGAAAAAUACUCCUCGAUACGACGAUGAAAAGAGGCGAUGGUUUCUGCAGCACUACUCUACACUUUUAAGUCUACACAUAUCUCAGAUGCAGUUUUGCUACUCAUUUGCGUAUAAUGAGCUUUUUCAGUUACUAAAUUGCAUGCGACUUUGCGAAGGAAUGGAGGCGGUGUUUAAACUUUUAUCAGCUCAUCAACUAAGGAACUGCUUGGUGCAAAAAGAUUGGCAGUGGCUUGUUAUUCUAAAAGCCCAUCACUUAGAAAAGUGGAAACAGAUUUUACCGAGACAGUUAGUUUCAUCUGUUCUUUCGGAACUUGGUAUAAACUACAUAACCGAUUGCGGUCCGCAUGCUACAGUCUCAGAAAGACAUACGUACCAUAAAGUAUGUUUACGUGAAGCCAAUAUGACCAGGUGCGUCAGAUGUGAAUUAGAGCGUCGUCGUUUGCGAAGACAGAUGUGUAAUGUCGCACCUCCAAAUUCUCGACGGAACAGUUACGGCAAUCCUCGCACUUCUAACAGCGCAGAAACACGGCUUGGGAUGAAGCCAAUAUCUCAAGACGGUUCUGCGAGUAGAAGUUCUAUUCGUGCAGCUGGUGCAGUUGCUUUCUUGUCACCCCUGCUUUAG
Enterobius vermicularis (human pinworm) is the source of this 3675-nucleotide messenger RNA. The record is from the annotation of a GenBank genome assembly. Lineage: Eukaryota; Metazoa; Nematoda; Chromadorea; Rhabditida; Oxyuridae.